Pocillopora verrucosa is the source of this 3512-nucleotide messenger RNA. Its product is annotated as sodium/hydrogen exchanger 8. Gene Ontology annotation, cellular component: plasma membrane. Lineage: Eukaryota; Metazoa; Cnidaria; Anthozoa; Scleractinia; Pocilloporidae. The record is from RefSeq and is a predicted model, not a curated record. Gene Ontology annotation, molecular function: potassium:proton antiporter activity; sodium:proton antiporter activity. Gene Ontology annotation, biological process: regulation of intracellular pH; proton transmembrane transport; sodium ion import across plasma membrane.
UCUAAUGUUUUUCAAUGUCUGCAAAGAGGGUGACGUUUACCUAUCCAUGAAAAUUUUCUACUGAGACGUCGAAUUCUCCCCUUUCAUGAUGAAAUCACCGCUACGGAAAGCCGUGGUCGUUGUCCUAGUUGUCUACGCCAGCGUUUCAUGGUGUGAGGAUAUUCCAUCAGAAACUCCGUCACGAACGAACAGUUCAAUUGGCAUGAACAACACAGAGGGGGAAGUAAAUGCGACAAAAACUACACCAGUUACUACAACACAACCUCCAACAACCACCGAGGCGCCGAUCGAGGAAAUACCCGAACCACCUGAGGUCGAACAACACAGUUCGAUGACAAUUUUUUUCAUUCUUCUCGUUGUAGCCCUUUGUAUUUUGUUGAUCCACUUUUUACUGAAGACUAAAUUUCACUACCUUCCUGAAAGUGUAGCUGUUGUUUUCCUGGGUGCACUAGUUGGUUUGGUUAUAAAAGCCUUAAGUCAUUUUGCUCUUGGAGACUGGAGGAAAGAGGAACACUUCAAUCCUACAGCAUUUUUCCUGAUUUUGUUGCCACCAAUAAUUUUUGAAUCUGGGUAUUCACUCCAUAAGGGUAAUUUUUUUGCCAACAUAGGCUCGAUUAUUGUUUUUGCUAUUUUUGGAACAGCUGUAUCAGCUAUUGUUAUUGGAGGUGGUAUCUAUUUAUUGGGAAAGGGUGGUGUAGCAUUUCAACUUGAUUUAAGAGAAAGCUUUGCCUUUGGCUCCCUGAUUUCAGCAGUGGAUCCUGUAGCAACACUGGCAAUCUUCCAUGCAUUGGAUGUUGAUCCAACAUUAAACAUGUUGGUGUUUGGCGAGAGUAUUCUUAAUGAUGCUGUUUCUAUCGUCAUGACCAAUACUAUCUUAGAGAUGGGAGCUGCACAAUACGCUGAUAGUAGUUCUUUUGAGACAUUCUUCUCAGCUGUGGGGAAUUUUCUUGUAAUGUUCUGUGGUUCAGCAGGCAUUGGGAUCCUAUUUGCUCUCAUAAGUGCAUUUCUUUUGAAGCAUGUUGAUUUGCGAACCACUCCUUCUUUAGAACUUGGUACCAUGUUAAUAUUUUCCUAUGCACCUUAUGGUUUGGCAGAGGGCCUAAAACUAUCAGGAAUCAUGGCUAUUUUAUUCUGUGGCAUUGUUAUGUCUCACUACACCCAUUUUAAUUUGUCACCCAUGACUCAAAUUACAGUACAACAGAUUUUUCGUACAACAGCUUUUAUGGCAGAAACAUGUGUAUUUGCUUAUUUAGGAAUGGCAAUCUUUAGUUUCAAACAUCAAUUUAGACCAGCAUUUGUUAUUUGGACUAUAAUUCUUUGUUUACUUGGAAGAGCAGUGAAUAUUUACCCACUAUCUUCCCUUGUAAACCAAUUCAGAGAUAUUAGAAUCUCUCGCAAAACUCAGUUCAUAAUGUGGUUUAGUGGUUUACGGGGGGCUGUGGCCUUUGCUCUUGUGCUCCAUCUUCAGUUGGAUGAUGAAAAGCGACAUGUCCUCAUCACCUCUACACUCAUUAUAAUCAUGUUCACAAUUCUGUGUUUAGGCGGAUCAACUCUUCCAUUGUUAAAGUUACUCAAAGCAGAUCAAGGAUUGGAAAAGAGUUUAACACUUAGUAAAACACAGACAGAGGGUAAAGCAGUGGAUGCAGAUCAACUGACUGAUGAUGAAUGGAGAAUAAGCAGCAGGAAAGCUUUGAAGGGCUUCUCUCGGCUUGAUGCUAAGUAUUUCAUUCCAUUCUUCACCAGAAAGUUUACAAGACAGGAGGUCCGCAAUGCACAUGAAGAAAUGCAGCGCUUAACAAGUCAGUUAUACAGUGAAGUGCACAGUGACUUGGCAUCUGAAGAUGAAGCAGAGAACAAACUCUAAAUUACACAUUUGUCUCACAAUGAAGCAAUUUGGGAAGGGGUAAAUGAAUGCAAAUUUAGAUCUAGUAGAUCACUAAUUAAGGGUAAGGACAUAGUGAUGUGUUGUUACACUUAUGGAUAUUUAUUUCUGGGUUUUUUUUUUAAAUACAAGCUAAAUAUUUCAUGUUUUAGACAUUAUCUCAUAACUUGAAACUACAAUCACUGUUGUGAAUAACAUUCCUUUUCAAAGCUCUGACAGAAGGCUGAUGCUCAAACAUCACCUUUUGAAGCUCUUUACAGUGGCUAAUUUACAUUACUAACUCAGAUGAUAAAACCAAAUUACCUUUUCAAAGCUUCUCUUACUUGGAUGAUCAGACCACACAAUCAAAGUUCAAUGUAGGAGGAACCAUUAUUCAGCACUAAUGGCCGGCUCAUUAGCUCUCAUCUUAAUGGAACCACUUAAAUGCAGUCCUAAGUUGCCAAGACUACAAACUCUAUAAAUACAUUAAAGAGGAUUAUUUAAGUGUACAUUGUACCAAAGAAUUAGUACAUUGUGGCUGAGGCAAUUUUUUGUCUCAGUGAUUUUCUGACAUUUCCAUGACUUAGUAGAUGAUGAAAUAUAAAUUUAUGUUAAGUAUUAUUUGUAAAUAUGUAUAUUAAAGUUUGAUAACUUAUACAGAAGUUUUUGAAUAUUCAAGGAGAAAUUGGGUAGAAAUUUGUGAAUAAUAUAUUUGAAAGUUUUAAAUGUGGAGGCAAAGUGGAGUUACUCUUAAGAUUAUUACUUUUGGCAGGUAGCACUCUUGAAAUACACUGUGAGUAAAUGCCCAGUAGCUGGCCAUGGUCUCCUAAAUGCCCGGCAGAAAGAAAUUUUCACAGAUUUUCCAUAAAAAGGUUCUCUCAAACCUCUUUCGAAUAUCAGAAGCUUUUUCAGAAAUGUUAAAUGAUUCCAAAAAUUAAUUUGGAUUUUCAGUGGACAAACUCUCCUAGCUUAAGCAUACUAGAAUAUUGCUCAGUUUUCAACACUAAGGAAUUGCACACCUCUUAUCACACUACUGGGCUUGGGUCUCAAAUGGAAUAAAUGCCCAGAAGUCAGAAACUUUAAAUAAAAUGCCUCUGAAAAAUUCAUACAAACUUAUUGAGUAAAUUUGAUGUUUGUUUAGAAAUGUUGGUUUUUCAGUGGUCAAGCUGGAACGUACCAUACUAAAACACAUUAAUAUUUUAACCAGUUGAACCAUUAACAGACUUAACAUUAUAUUACAUUAUAGUAUGCAAAAACUCGGAAAAUUUGUCCACUUAAGAACCAAAAACUCAAUUUUUGGAAUCACUUGACAUUCUAAACAAAAAUCUGAUACUAGGAACUCUUCAGUGGCAUUUUGAUUAUUUCUGACUGCUAAGAAGUUAGUCCAUUCAAGACCAUGUCCAGCAACCUGAUUGGAGGUGUGCAAUUUUUGAGAAAUAACCUUUCUGUGAAAAGUCUCUAAAAGGUUUUGACUGUCAGGCAUUUACUCUUUUGGAAACUGCACGCGGCUGUGGUGCAUUUAGUUGCAGUGCACAAUAUAUAUUUGUACACCUGUACAAAUAAACCAUGUUUCUUAUUUUUCACUUGUAGCAACAGUAUUUCCUCUGAAAGGACUUGAAGUAAAAGUCAGAUUUCAGUGGUUCUCGGAGUA